This is a messenger RNA of Populus nigra (black poplar), 1474 nucleotides long. RefSeq lists its product as uncharacterized. The transcript has 7 exons. The coding region runs from base 404 to 1018 and encodes 204 amino acids. Gene Ontology annotation, molecular function: GTP binding; GTPase activity. Lineage: Eukaryota; Viridiplantae; Streptophyta; Magnoliopsida; Malpighiales; Salicaceae. Gene Ontology annotation, biological process: intracellular protein transport; protein localization to organelle; Golgi to plasma membrane protein transport. Gene Ontology annotation, cellular component: Golgi apparatus. The record is from RefSeq and is a predicted model, not a curated record.
AGUUUGGUUAGCCCUCCUUCAAAAUCAUCCAAACACGACCUAAACUUAUUGAGGAAGCCCACGAAGUGGCAAUCUGAGAAAAUCCCAACUGUCCUAAGGCAUGAAAGAAAAAAAGAGAGAAAAAAAAUCUGAAUAUAUAAAUAAAUUGACUAUCAAAAAACUGAAAACAAAAUAAAAAAGAGCAGAAACCCACUGAUUUUGUUAGUUAAAAGAAAGAAAGAAGAAGCUCUCUGAAAUCGCAUGCAGAUUUAAGCAGGAGCAGAUCAGAGCAGCAGUUACUACUCUUACAUGAUUGUUAAUUGACGAGCAGGAGAGGAAUCUGUUUAAAAUUGUGAAAUCUUGUUUGUUUGAGACUUGAAUGUUAGAAGGAAGAAACUAAUUGAUAAGAUUAGACAACACAGAGAUGUUCUCGUUGUUUUAUGGCCUUUGGAAGUAUAUAUUUAGUAAGACAGAGUUUCAUGUGCUCAUUCUUGGAAUCGACAAGGCUGGGAAGACGACAUUGCUGGAGAAAUUGAAGUCAGUGCACUCGAACUUGGAAGGCCUUCCUCCUGAUCGAAUUAUUCCUACUGUUGGACUAAAUAUUGGUCGUAUUGAAUUGGCAAAUUCAAAACUGGUGUUUUGGGAUCUAGGAGGUCAGCCUGGUCUUCGCUCAAUUUGGGAGAAAUAUUACGAAGAGGCACAUGCUGUGAUUUAUGUAAUUGAUGCUGCUUGCCCAUCACGUUUUGAAGAUGCAAAAUCUGCGUUGGAAAAGGUUCUUAGGCACGAUGAUCUGCAGGGAGCCCCUCUUUUGAUAUUAGCAAACAAGCAGGAUCUAACUGAUGCUGCAUCAGCAGAAGAGCUUGCUCGAUAUCUAGACCUUAAGAAGUUGGAUGAAAGGGUUUACAUUUUCGAAGCUGUUUCAGCAUAUGAUGGGAUGGGGAUCAAAGAAAGUGUAGAAUGGCUCGUGGAGGUAAUGGAACGAAGCAAGAGAACUGAGAUGUUAAGAGCUCGUGCUGGUGUAACUGGCCCUGGUGCUUAGAGAUUGUCCAAUGCAGUUGUUUCUCCUGCUUUUUGUAGCAGCUGUAAAUAAACAGAGAUUGGAUUUGAUUUUACAUGACAGAGUCCGUCCAUUUUUCAAUCUCCCCUGCAGCAGCACACCUUCUUAUCUACUAUGCCCAGUGCCUGUUUUUUGACUGCUAAAUGUUCAGAAGAUACUUUAAUUCUAUCGUUACACUGCAAUGGAGCAAGUCAGAGGAGGGAGGACACUCCAUAUCUGCUAAGAAUGACCAAGGUUGUUGGUGCAUUAUGUUACUGCAUUUGCCGUUUGAAAUGCUUUUACUACCAAAAUUUAAAAUAGUCGAGGUGCAUUAAUGUCCUCAUAUAAAGGUAUUAGAGGAGUUCAAGAUAUCAAUUGUUCCAUUUUACCAAAGAAUUCUAAUUAUUGUUCAUAAAUUGAAACCCACAAGAUUUUCUUAACAGAUUCAAGUUCAUGGAA